Molecule: messenger RNA, 7096 nt
Organism: Phascolarctos cinereus (koala)
Lineage: Eukaryota; Metazoa; Chordata; Mammalia; Diprotodontia; Phascolarctidae
Source: RefSeq, a predicted model, not a curated record
CCUCAGAGCAGGCCAAUGCCUCACAUUGUGCCUGAAUGCCAGAGUUCGAAAACAUUUUCCCCAAAAGAGGAUUGCAGUUGUGAUUGGUCAUUACCAUCUGCCCUUGGAGAUGCUUCCUUUGAUUAUAUCCCUCCUCUUCCACCAAAAUCCUUUUUCAUUGGUAAUGCCUAUUCCCUUUCCCCUUUUAAGAGUUUGGAGGUAAAGCAGAGGAAGAAUCUUGUCCCACCCCUUAUUUCUUUCCCUUCCCCUUCCCCUUCCUUUUCCCCCUCCCCCACAGGCGGAGGGAUAAGGAGAGGGGGAGGAGCGCAGGCAUCCUCGGCGCUCAGCUGGUCAGGUCUGCCCCGAGCACUGGUUGGGCGGGGGGAGGGGGCGGGAAGAGAAGAGAACGUCCGGCCCAUCUCGGUACCCACAGUCACAGCAGCGGCCGUUUUUUUUUUUUUUUGGCCGUUGCCGCCGCGGCGAUCGUGUGCUCUGGGCUCGGCUGAGGCGGCCUGGGCCGACAAUGAAUGGCCGCCGCGGCUGCCGCUGCUGCUUCUGCUGCUGAGGAGGAGGAGACGGAGGAGGAGGAGGAGGAGACCCGGACCGGGACCGAGCCCGAAGCAGCAGCGGCGGCUGUGGGGGCUGAGACGAGGGCGCGAGGCGGGCGCGGGCCCGUGGCCCCAGAGCCUGGGAGCCAGAGAGGCCGGCGCAGGGCCCGGCCCAACACAGCGCAGCCCAGCCCGGCCCGUCCCGAGCCGGCGCAGCCCCGCUGGCCACCCCGGCCCCGGUCCCGGCUCCGGCUCUGGCUCCGGUUCCAGACAGACCCUGCAGAUGGAGAUCCCCAACUUUGGCAACAGUAUCCUGGAAUGCUUGAAUGAGCAGCGGCUGCAGGGUCUCUACUGUGAUGUGUCAGUGGUGGUAAAAGGCCAUGCUUUCAAGGCCCACCGUGCUGUUCUGGCUGCCAGCAGCUCCUAUUUCCGGGACCUUUUCAACAGCAGCAAGAGUGCAGUGGUGGAACUGCCUGCCGCUGUGCAGCCCCAGUCCUUCCAACAGAUCCUUAGCUUCUGCUAUACUGGCCGCCUCAGCAUGAAUGUAGGUGACCAGUUCCUCCUCAUGUACACUGCUGGCUUCCUCCAGAUCCAGGAGAUCAUGGAGAAGGGCACAGAAUUUUUCCUCAAGGUGAGCUCGCCCAGCUGUGACUCACAGGGCCUACACGUGGAGGAAACACCCUCGUCAGAGCCUCAGAGUCCCGUAGCCCAGACCUCCAGCUGGCCAGCUUGCAGCGCUCCACUCCCCCUUGUCUCUCGCGUCAAGACUGAGCAGCAAGAGUCAGACUCAGUUCAGUGCAUGCCUGUAGCCAAGAGGUUAUGGGACAGUGGCCAGAAAGAGGGUGGCAGCAAUGGCAGCCGCAAAAUGGCCAAGUUCUCAAACCCAGACCUAGGAGGGAACCGGUCCCAGCAGCCACAGCCCCUGGCACAGCAGCCUCAGCAGCAGCAGCAGGUGCCCCAAGGCAUGGCACCAACCCCAGUGCCCGCAGGGGCAGCGGGUAUGGGGAGCAGGCCCAGCACAUCAGAACGGACCAGUCCUGGGACAUCCAGCGCCUACACUAGUGAUAGCCCCAGUUCCUACCACAAUGAGGAGGAUGAGGAGGAGGAUGCAGGGGAGGAGGGCUCCGAUGAGCAGUACCGCCAGAUCUGCAACAUGUACACCAUGUACAGCAUGAUGAAUGUAGGCCAGACAGCCGAAAAGGUGGAGGCCCUGCCAGAGCAAGUGGUCUCCGAGUCCCGCAACCGAAUCCGGGUGCGGCAAGACCUGGCCUCACUGCCAGCUGAGCUCAUCAACCAGAUAGGCAAUCGAUGCCACCCAAAGCUCUACGACGAGGGUGAUCCUGCUGAGAAGCUGGAGCUUGUAACAGGCACCAAUGUAUACAUCACAAGGGCACAACUCAUGAACUGUCACGUCAGUGCGGGUACAAGGCACAAAGUCCUCCUUCGUCGGCUCCUUGCCUCCUUUUUUGACAGGAACACUCUGGCCAACAGUUGUGGCACAGGCAUCCGAUCUUCCACCAAUGACCCUAGACGAAAACCCUUGGACAGCCGGGUCCUCCAUGCUGUCAAGUUCUACUGCCAGAACUUCGCCCCCAACUUUAAGGAGAGUGAGAUGAAUGCCAUCGCAGCGGACAUGUGCACCAAUGCCCGAAGGGUAGUGCGUAAGAGCUGGAUGCCCAAGCGGAAGCCACUCGUGGCUGAGGGCGAUACAUACACGACCUUCAUCGAUGACACAGGCAGGAUAGAGCCUGACUUGAUGGGUGUGGAGCACGGCUUUGAGACGGCCAGCCAUGAUGGUGAUGCUGGACCCUCAGCCGAAGCCCUCCAAUAACCUUUCCCCUGCCCUGCCCGGCCUGGCCUCUCCUGGCCUGCACCCCCAUUCUCCUCUCCCUCUUCCCCAACCGCAGGCUGCCCUUUGGCAAGGGUUCCCUCUGCCUUUCACUUUGGACUUUGUUUAUUCUUUGGUUAAUGUUCCCCGCCCCCCCCCCCCGUUCUUGGUCCGGUUUGCCAGAGGGGAAGUGUGAUCACUGCACGCUGCUGUCUGUCCCAUUCUCCCCUCACCUGAAAACAGCGCCACUUCUUUCCCACGGGGCACAAGGCACCAAGGAGCAGAAAUCCAGGUGGUCUGUGUGGUCCUGUGGGGUGGGCUGAAGUGGGAGGUCUCACUGGUCUCCUCCUAUCCUGUUCCCCAUUUCAUGACAGGCACUGAGAGUGGCUGGGAGAGUGUCAAACAUGGUUUUGUUUCCUUUACUUUUUUUUAAACACACACUCAGAAUGAUCUAACUAUAUAUAUAUAUAUAAAGAGAGAAAUCUAUAGACCUAGAAAUAAUAUAUAUAUUAUAAAAAUAUUUACCAGGAAAGGAAAAGCAUGUUCGUCCUACAAGCAAGAGAAAAUGAGUAACAGACUGCCUCUCAGUGGCAAACACUCCCCCUCUCACCCCCCAAGUCAGUGCCCCAGUGGUAUCUUCAGGAGUGGGCACUGGAGAUUUGGACGAGGCCAGAGUCAGCCUCUGGCUGUCUUUAUACUUUGUUCUUCCAGGCCUCCAGUCUGCGUUUCUGCCCUUUUUCCUCCUCUUUCACAGAGCCUCUGGCUUUUUUCAUCUUCAUUCUUAGCCUACUUUUCCAAAACACCUUCUGAUCUAUUUAAUUUUGUUAUUGGGACAUCCUGUGGGAUAGUAAGGGCAACUGGUAGUAACUCCAUUUAACAGAGAGUAAAUGGAGGUGUUCCCUGACUUUCCACCCCCCUUUCCCCACCCAGGGAAAUUAGAUCUGCCCAAUGUCACAGCAAGGGAGUGGUGGGGUGUGGGCUAGAAAGUAGUCCUAGAGACAGUUCUUAGUUAUGAGCUUUCUUCUACCAGAUUCCUGCUGCUUUGGAUCUUUAACCUAUUUUGGUUCUUUCUAGAGGAAGGAACAGGCAGUGAAUCGGGGCACUAUUUGGGGGAAGGGUGUGGUGUGUGUGUGUGUGUGUGUGUGUGUGUGAGAGAGAGAGAGAUUUGCUUGAGUGCACAUGUGUAUGCAUGUAUUUCAGUGUAAGUGAAAGAGAUUGAAGUUCACUUGGGUGUGUGUGUGUUCGCUAGGGUAGGAAUGAUUCGAAUGGUUUUGCUCUGGCAAACACCAGACUUGUUUUCUCAAGAAUUGUUUCUUGGGGGAAUGGUGGAGCAGGAGGCUGGGAGGGGUUCACACUGAAGUUGGACCCCUUCCCUUUUGUGUACAUGAACCUGUCCUGAGAGCUGGGGCCCAUGGGGCUGUCCUCCACGUCUUUCCUCUAUCCGUACCUUUCCUCUGCCCCUGUUUCUGAAGCCCUGUGUACAGACUUUUAAAAAAUACCUUUUGUAGCAAGUGUUAAGUUCUUUGGAAAUAUCAAGAUCCUUAGAGUUUCCAAACCAAUACAAAUGUGACUCUUCACCUUCCACCCCACCAUGUCCUCUACCUCCCAGCCUGGAGGCCUGGUAGGCUUAAUUGGCUACUGGGAUCUAGAAGGUAUUGGGGGAACCAGGGUGGGUAGAAAUCUAUCCACAUACUAUGGGCUUUGUUGGUUUUUCUUGUAACGUGCCCUUCUCCCCUUUAUGGUCCUCAUUUCUGCUAGUCCAUGGCUUUCCCUCUGAGACUCUGGCAUGUCCAGCUUGGGCAGGCCCAACUAGGGGGUUAGUUCUCAUUGUUAAUUAUUUUGAAUAAGCUGAUUUGUGGCUAUUCCUUUUCCUUAAUGAAUAAGGAUAUUUUCUAGUUUGUUAUAUGUGAACAUGGAUUUUUUUUUGGUGGGGGGGUGCAUCUUUAUUUCAUUUUUAUUUGUCUCCCUUGUCUCUUCUUCCCCGUCUUUUCCCCUUUUGUUCCUCACAGACUCUCAGAGCCUGGGUGACCUCUCUCCCAAAGAGUUAGGGUGCUUAUGCCUUUUGGCCAAAUCCCAUGCUCUUUCUGAACCUCUCAUUUGUUCAGAAAUUUAGAGGUGGAGGGGAGGGACUAUAGGGGUCAUCUGAUUCAGUUGAGGUCCCUAGAAGUUACAUGACUUCCCCCAGGCAUGGCUAGGAUGAGAAGCUGAUUCCCAGUUUCAUAUUAUUUUCUCUCCACCCCACUGUCUCUGCUGGGUCUGGGCACAGGGCAGGUGCACCUGAGGGUACCUGCUGAGUUACUUCUACCUCCUCUCCAGACUUCAUUGGAGUGAUGCCACAUGAUCAGUGAUGGGUUUGGGGGAAGAGCAGAAACUUGUUUGACCUCUCAGGAUCCUAGCUUUGUCAGCAGCUCUGUCCAUCACCACCUUGGGUGCAUCUCUUUUUCCUCCUUAGCUAAUGAGUCAUAAGUAUUUAUUUACUUACUUACCAUUUGUCAGGUACAGACCUAAGAGCUGGAGACAGAAAGACAAAACAGUCCCUGCCUCAUAAGGAGUUUACUUUCUAAUGUAAAUAAUUCUUGGGCUUCUCUCUGCUUUAUAUUCCUUAGAGGAGGCAAAGUAAGAGCUGCCUGAGAGUCUGAAUGGCUGGACACUGUUCCUUAAUCUCCCCUGGGCUUUCUGGGUGUGAAUCAUUCUUUUUGGAAAUGCCUAGUGCUAUAGUUUGGGAUGAAACCAGGUGGUGGCCCUGACCUUAUUUUUCCUGCUAUUUUUGGAUAGGGGUCCGCUUGCAGGCAGUGGGAGAGAUUACUUACCCUUCUUAUCCUCUGACUGUGUUUUCUGCUUUCCAAGGACCUUGAGCAGGGCCCAGCAUGCCCCACAGUGCUAUCCACUAGGGUAGCUGCAAUGUCUGGUUCUAGAGAACCUGGCAAGCAGUAGUGGUGGUGGGGGACAUGCACUUUGAAGGAGCUCCCAUCCCUGGGUCCUCAAGACUUUGGCACAGUGUCCCUAGGAGAGAGCCCCUGGCUCAGUAAGAGAGGUUGCCGGUUACCUUUUGAAGAGGCCAUUUGAGGAAAAUAUACCCCCUUCCCUACUUCCUGAAGCUAGCCUAUUUCUGUCCGUCUGAUCUUUCCCAACCCCUCAGGAUAAAUCCUUCUUUUUAAAUGACUACUCAGUGUAGGCUAAGAGAGAGAGAGGGAGCAAAUUCCCCCACCCCAGCUGUGUACCCCCCAGUACCAGAGUCCUCUUGUGCUACAUUAUGUAUGUCCACUUCUCAGUCACUUUCCUAAGCCCCUGGGGAGGGACACGAGACCUUUCUUCCCCGAAUAUACAAGCACCUUAUCUGCCCUGCCACCCCCAAACUGUCCUAAUUCCUCUUCCCCAAAUCUCCCAAAGCACAAGGCCCCUCAAGGUGUUCUCCUAGCUAGGGUCACCUAUGAGGUUCUGGGACCAAAUUGGGGAAGGAGAGAUCAGUAAGGAGGGGAGGCAGAGUGGGAGCCCCUUCUCACCUUGGUGCCCAGGGUAGGGAGGAAGGACAGUAUGUGUAUCCCUUAUGUAUUGUGGCCCCUAAAUCCAGCUGUGAACUAUGUAGCCUGUGGAGCUGCCUGUCAUAUUAACAAGGGUUGAGAGGAGGAGAGCAGAGCACUGGGGCAGGGCCAGAGUUGAAAUUUAAAAUUGGGUUGUCUACCAGCCACCCUUCAGCACAUUCCUAGCCCCUGGUCCAGCUUAGGCUCUGGAGCCUUUUGCCCCCAAUACGAGCAGUGAGUGGGUGAAAUUCAGCCACACUGGGCCUGAGCUUUCAUGCAGCCUGAGUUGUGAUGGUUAUUUCAGAGUGUCUUGCUUUGCUUCCCUCCCCCUGCCCCCCCUUUCUGCAACCCUUAUUGGACCCCAGGUUCCUCCUUCCCUUUAGGCUUUGGCCUCUACUUCCAGGAAAAAAUUCACCAGGAUCUCCUACUUUAUACACCUGGAAGCUCGAGGGGGAGGUGUCAUUUAGCAAUAAAGGAGGCAGCUGGGUGGGGGGAAUAUGGAGAGAGGAGAGACUUCUGGAUUUCCAAAUUCCAUGGUUGUAAGCAGAUGUUUGUGCCAUGAUUGUGAGAACCAUAGACUUGGAGCUGAAAAGGACCUAGGAAUCAUCUUGUCCAGGCCCUAAUUGUACAGAUGCCAAAAGGUGCAGAGAGCCUGGAAUGGGCCUGAGGGAUUGUGCUGAAGUGGGCUGGGGAGGUGGGGCAGGGGAGUCAGCUUCUCCCAGGAGAGCCAAAGACAAGGGUUGUGCCUUACCAAAGGGGGGCUGCCCCCCUCUCCCCCACCCCCCCACCCCCAGGGUCCUGCUCUUCACUUUCCUUUCUCAAACAUCCCUCAUCUGAUUCCCCACCCAUUCACCUUUCUGCUGAGCUGCAUGGCCCAGGAAUGCUGGGUGCUUUCUGCUGAUGCUGCAGCUGUUUCUUCAUCAACCACCCCCAGAAGUCAGGUCCAGAAUCAAGUUUUCCACAAAAAAGGAAGAAAAAAAAAGAAAAAGGAAAAAAAAAAUUCCCCCAGACCCUGGGGCUGCCAGGAUUUGUCUGUGUGAAGUGCCAAUGACCUUGUGACCUUCAGAAAACACACACAAGGCUCCCCAGCCCCCAGCCUGCCUCACCCCCUGUGACCCCAGUAAUGAGGCUUGCACAUUAACUACUGUAAAGAGGAGCAGAGCUGGAGAAAUGUGAAUAAUGGGAAUAAUACUGAUAAGAAUAAACAAUGGCAUUUGUAA